Rosa chinensis is the source of this 1074-nucleotide messenger RNA. RefSeq names its product bidirectional sugar transporter SWEET1. Gene Ontology annotation, biological process: carbohydrate transport. The transcript has 6 exons. Gene Ontology annotation, molecular function: sugar transmembrane transporter activity. The coding region runs from base 91 to 834 and encodes 247 amino acids. Gene Ontology annotation, cellular component: membrane. Lineage: Eukaryota; Viridiplantae; Streptophyta; Magnoliopsida; Rosales; Rosaceae. The record is from RefSeq and is a predicted model, not a curated record.
ACGCCCUUUCUGUGAAAUCGAAACUUCCUCACACCACCCCCAUUCUCCAUUUUCUCUCCAACUCUCUUCUCUCCCCGAUCACCUGCCUCCAUGGACGUCCUCAAGUUCUUGUUCGGAAUCUUCGGUAAUGCCACCGCUCUCUUCCUCUUCUUGUCGCCGACGAUUACAUUCAAGAGGAUCAUACAGAAGAGAAACACAGAGCAGUUUUCAGGCAUUCCUUACGUCAUGACUCUCCUCAACUGCCUCCUCUCUGCUUGGUACGGGCUGCCGUUUGUGUCCCCGAACAACAUUCUGGUGUCCACCAUUAACGGCACCGGUGCAGUAAUCGAAGCCAUCUACGUGUUGAUCUUCAUCUUCUUUGCUCCCAAGAGAGAGAAGGCUAAGAUUAUGGGCCUCUUCAUUUUUGUGCUGGCUCUGUUCUCCGUCGUGGCCUUGGUUUCCGUCUUUGCCCUUCACGGCAGUGGCAGGAAGCUCUUGUGUGGCCUCGCCACCACCAUCUUCUCCAUCGUCAUGUACGGCUCGCCUCUCUCAAUCAUGAGGACUGUGAUAAAAACAAAGAGUGUGGAGUUUAUGCCAUUCUUCUUGUCACUGUUUGUGUUCUUGUGUGGCACUUCCUGGUUCGUCUAUGGGCUGCUGGGCCAUGACCCUUUUGUGGCUGUGCCAAAUGGGUUUGGGUGUGCUCUGGGGGCAUUGCAGCUCAUCUUGUACUCCAUCUACCAUGACAACAAGGGCGGCGACACCAAGAAGCAGCAGCCUAGUGCUGAAGACAAUGUGGAGCUUGGCCUCGAAAAGCCUCACCAAUCGAAGCAAGCAAAUGGCGUUAAUGGUGUUUAAGAUGGGGCAUGGCAUCAGAAAUUGCUGCAUUUGCCACUUGUUGGUGUAGCUAGUUAGGCUUGUUUUUAGUUCAUGUUUCUCGACCCAUGAUUUGAGUGAGUACUACUGGCAAUGUCAAUUUUAGAGUCUGAUGGGAUUGACCGUAUACAGACAAAUGUGAGAUUAUUGGUAUUGCUUUUCAAUUCAAUCAUGCUUAUGACUGCUUUUACGAGUAACAAAGACGAAUAUUACUUUUGCUGA